This is a messenger RNA of Alligator sinensis (Chinese alligator), 1877 nucleotides long. It is a transcript of the gene RGP1, whose product is annotated as RGP1 homolog, RAB6A GEF complex partner 1. The coding region runs from base 70 to 1113 and encodes 347 amino acids. The transcript has 8 exons. Lineage: Eukaryota; Metazoa; Chordata; Crocodylia; Alligatoridae. The record is from RefSeq and is a predicted model, not a curated record. Gene Ontology annotation, cellular component: Ric1-Rgp1 guanyl-nucleotide exchange factor complex; Golgi membrane. Gene Ontology annotation, biological process: retrograde transport, endosome to Golgi.
GAGGUGCUGGAGUGCACCAUCGUCUUCCCCAACCCGCUCUCGGCCGCCUCCACCUCCGCCUCCAGUGAGAUGCUUGCAUGGGCCAGUGCCCAGAUUCACUGCCAGUUCCAUGCCAGCGAGAACCGGGUGGCACUGCCUCCCUCAGACGACAGCAAGCAUGAUGUGCAGGCCGAGAAUGAGACCGUCUUCGUCCCCAACAGAGGAGAGAGAGGCCAGUGCAUCCUGUCCACUCCCCCCAAGAUCCUCUUCUGUGACCUGCGGCUGGAUCCUGGAGAAUCAAAGUCCUACUCCUACUGCGAGGUGCUGCCGGUGGACGGGCCGCCUUCCUUCCGGGGGCAGUCAGUGAAGUACGCGUACAAGCUGACGGUCGGCUGCCAGCGCGUCAACUCCCCCAUCAAGCUGCUGCGUGUGCCCUUCCGGGUCCUGGUGCUGCACGGGCUCAAGGAUUACCAGUUCCCCCAGGAUGAAGCUGUCGCCCCCUCGAACCCCUUCUUGGAGGAGGAGGAGGGGAUGAAGAAGGACCCUCGGCUGGCAGACCUGGCCACAGAGCUGCUGAUGGCAGCCACCUCUCGGCGUAGCCUGCACCUGUAUAACAUCAGCAACACCCGUGGGAAGGUGGGGAAGUUCUGCAUCUUCAAGACAGUCUAUAAGAUCGGGGAAGACGUCAUCGGGACAUUCAACUUCUCGGAAGGGGACAUCCCCUGCCUGCAGUACUCGGUGAGUCUGCAGACAGAGGAGAGCAUCCAGGAGGAGUUCCAGCGCCGGCGCGGGCAGCCCGUCUCCUUCAGCACUCACGCCCGUCACCAGGAGUCCUGCCUGCACACGUCGCGCAGCAGCUUCAGCCUGCCCAUCCCGCUGGGCUCCACGCCAGGGUUCAUCACCAACAUCGUGUCUCUGAAGUGGAGGCUGCACUUUGAGUUUGUGACAUCGCGGGAGCCGGUGGAGACUCACCUGGUGCAUGAGAACCAGUCAGAGACGGUCACCUGGAGCGGCGUGGAGCAGAUCGACGUGGACACCUUCAGCUGGGACCUGCCCAUCAAGGUUCUGCCCACUAACCCUGUCCUGGCCUCCUAUGUGUCCCCCUUCUCCAGCACCAACUCCACCACCAUCUGAUGGGAGGCUUGGCCUGGGCCCUGCGCAUCCUCCCCCGUGUCCUGCAGGACUCUCAUUGCCCCUGUGCGAGGAGGGGAGGGACUAGCGCUGAUGUGCAGACUGCGUGCCGCCUCUGCGGCUUGUCCCCAGCAGCCGGCCCAUGCCUGGCUGGGCUUCCCUGAGCUGUGAGCUCUUGGGUUGGUGACCCAUCUCCUGCUCCUUUCACCCGCACGUGGGCUUUGCUGGAGAGAGCUGGGCGAAUCGGUGAGCUGCCCCGACCCCUCCCAACAUUGCGCCCCUGCCCCAGAGCAGGAAAAGGAAGAGAGCUGGGCUCUUUUAGCCACUGCCUGUCACCGGGCUUGUGCACUGGCUGCCUUGCCAGCCCCAUGCAGUCUGCUCUGAGCUGCGAGCUUGGCCUGCUCCAGGUCCAGGUCCAGGUCCACCCACUCUGCCUGUGACCUGCUGGGGGGCAGCGCCUUAGCCCUCGGCGCAGCACAGUGAUGGGCUUGUGCUCUCUAGGGCUGUGGCCCUGGCUAGGGAACAGCGGGCUCCCGUUUCCCACCAGGGCCAGGCCAGAGAAGCCUGUGCUGGACCUCGUAUCCCCUGGGCUGGAGGGCAGGUCCAGUCCCUCUGGGCUGCCCAAGGCCCUGGCACUGCCCACACAGAGCUGACACCAAGCAGGACCACAUGGGCCAGGCCCUUCCCAGCUCGGCCCCCGGCCCCUUCCCCCACAAGCCCUUCCCAAGUCUGUUUGUGUGUGAAUCAAUAAACAGCUGAGUGCCUGA